Molecule: messenger RNA, 874 nt
Organism: Micromonas pusilla CCMP1545
Lineage: Eukaryota; Viridiplantae; Chlorophyta; Mamiellophyceae; Mamiellales; Mamiellaceae
Exons: 1
Coding region: 1-834 (277 amino acids)
Source: RefSeq, a predicted model, not a curated record
AUGAUGAUGAGAAUCUCAACGACAAAAUGUAUUUUGAUGACGAGGAUCGUUGACGCGUCGAAUCUCGCGCCGCCGUCCUCGCGCGCGGCGCCACUUCGCACCGCGCGCGUCGCCGACGACUUCGCGCGGGAGAAGCACGCGAGCGAGCCGCGUAUCGCAUCGCAUCGCGCGUCGAUGGCCGCUCCGGACCGCGGUCCGAAGCUCCCGCCCGAUGCGCGAGGAGGGAAGGGCGACGCCUCGGGGAAAAAGCACAAGAGUACUAAGAGCGGAGGCGGCGUCAAGACGAAGAAGCGGACGUCCUCCAGCGACGGCGCGAUGAAGCCGCUCGUGCUGCUCGCCGCGGGGAUGGCGCUCGUGCCCGUGAUCAAGAAGCUGAAGGAUUUGCUCGAGUCUCGCGGCGGCGGCGAGAAGGGCGAGAAGAGCGAGAAGGGAUCCGCGUUCUCCUUCGGAAAGGGAAAGAGAGGCGGCAAGGCGAAGGGCAAGGGCGGCGACGGCGGCGGCGACGCGGGCAUCAAGAAGCCGCCCGGCGCGGGCGCGAAAGGCGUCGAGCGCGUCGGGAACGUUCCCCGGAACAAGGCGUCGAACAACAAGAAGAACCGCGCGAGGAAAGCGGAGAGGAAGGCGUCCCGCGCGGAGGAAGAAGAUCGCGCCAACCCCAAGCACAAGGCUGGGCAGCUUCCCAACGGAGGCCACGCUGUCGUCAAAGAGGGGAACAACGUUCCGAAGGACGACGACAUCAUCGGCGGCGAGGCGGGGAAGACGUUCACGACGACGUCGAGCGUGAAGGUGCCGACGUGGUACGCGAGAGUGCGAGAGGAGCGAGGGAACGACUAGCCAGACUACCGGCCGAGGAGGGCGCGUCGUCGUUUCGCGA